UGUCAUUUGUCAAUUGUCAGUAACGUCAUAGAACAGGUGCGCAAAUUUGCACGUUUAUUUGUAAACCAAAUAACCUUAAUUACAAUAAAAAAAGAAAGAAAAACACACACAAACUUUCCAAAAUGGGGAAGAAAAAUAAAGAUUCCCUUGGACGUUCUUUGAUCAAAGACAGAUUUUCUAAAAAUCGACAUCGACGUCAUGUAGAAGAUAAUACUAUGUUGCACACAACAGAAGUUAAUGAUGGAUACGAAUGGGGUAGGCUCAACUUGCAAUCAGUCACAGCAGAAUCUUCUCUACAAGAAUUCUUGUCAACAGCGGAAUUAGCUAAUCGAGAAUUUAUCGCAGAGAAGCUCAAUGUGAAAUAUGUCAAGUCCGCACCGAGUGCUGUGGAACUGCAAACUUCACAACCUGAUUUUGAUGAGCCAUUAACAGUACCAAGAAGACCACCAUGGCGACCAGGUAUUACACCCGAAGAACAAAUAAACAGGGAGAAAGACUCCUUCCUGGACUGGAGGCGUCACCUCAACGAAUUGCAGGCAAAGCUUGGAGCAGCUGUCACACCGUAUGAACGGAAUAUAGAGUUAUGGAAACAAUUGUGGAGGACACUGGAGAAAUCUGAUGUGGUACUGCUUUUGUUGGAUGCAAGGAAUCCAUUGCUUUUCAGAUGUUUAGAUCUAGAAAAGUAUGCAACUGAACAACAUUGUAAGAUUAUUCUUUUAUUAAAUAAAGCAGAUUUGACUACAGAAUAUGUUCGAAAAUGUUGGGCUGAAUACUUCACAAAAGAGAACAUAUCCAUAAUAUUUUUCUCUGCAGCAAAAACUACAAAAGAAAGGAAAAUAUCAGAAGAGAAAAUAGAACAAACAGAUACUAAUAUUGACUCUGGCACAGAAUCAAUAUCUGAUGAUGAUGAUGAUCAUGAUGAUGUGUCUGAUGAAAAAAUAAAACCAGAUGAAAUAAAACAAACAGAAGAUGACAUAGAAACAUUCAAAAAACAUUUAGGAAUUAUUAAUGAGGCAGUUACAAGCACAGCUAAUAAAUUAGACGCAAUUCAAAUAGCACUAGAAAAAGUUCUAGAAAAUUUAAGAUUAGGGAAGCCUAUAGAGUCCCUUGAAGUGAAAACAGUUGAAAAUAAUAAUCUAGAAAGUUGUAGCAGUGAAGAUAGUGCCGAGAGUAUCAGCAAAGUUUGCAAUUCACAUGAAAUAUUUGGGAGGGAUAAGUUAGUUGAAGUUUUGAAGGGGAUUAAAGUGGACAAAUUGAAGAAUCCUCCCAGAUUGACAGUGGGCAUGAUUGGUUAUCCUAAUGUGGGAAAAUCUAGUACUGUCAAUGUGUUAAUGCAGACUAAAAAAGUUAGUGUGAGUUCAAUGCCGGGGCACACAAGGCACAUACAAUCACUAAUCCUAGAUGAUGAUAUAGAGUUGUUAGACUGUCCCGGCCUAGUGCUGCCAGCAUAUGCUGUGGCUCCUGAUUUAUUUCUGACAGCUGUGUUACCAAUUGACCAGAUGCGUGCUCAUGACGCGGCAAUGGCGCGCCUCUGUCAAUUGGUCAGUAGACACACAUUCGAAGAGAAAUACGGACUGCUUUUGCCAGAAAAUGAUGCUACUGAUCUUGAAUAUAAGAUGAUCCUAACUGCACACGCUUUCAACAGAGGCUUCAUGACGGCAGCGGGUCAGCCGGACCAGUCCAGAUCGGCCAGGCUAUUGCUGAAAGACGCGGCAAGUGGCCGCCUGCACUGGGAACAAUUGCCGCCUGGCUUCCAACCGGCAUCUGUUGAGACGUUGAUUGAGGACAAGAGGAAUGAGAUGAGGAAACCUACUCCGAGAGAGGCUAGAGCUGUUGAGGGUUGGUUGAACAAAUCUUCUGAAAUUGACAACGCAUUCUUCGCCAUGCAGAAAAGCGCGCCACAAGUCAAAGGGAAACCUAUUUUGGGAAUUACUGGAACACGGACCACCAGCAAUCUGCUCGACAAGCCCUGGAAGCAAGAAAAACGGCACGCCAAUAAAAAUAAGAGAGAAAAAUUGAGACGUUUAUAUUCGCAUUUGGAUGAACAUUAAUAUUCGAUACAGAUUAUAAAUAUCACCCAUAAAAAUGUAUCCGUGUUGUAUCUGUAUAUAACAAGUAAAAAUAAAAUAUAUUGAAAGC
Zerene cesonia (dogface butterfly) is the source of this 2139-nucleotide messenger RNA. RefSeq names its product large subunit GTPase 1 homolog (gene Ns3). Gene Ontology annotation, molecular function: GTP binding; GTPase activity. NCBI's taxonomy places the organism in Eukaryota, Metazoa, Arthropoda, Insecta, Lepidoptera, Pieridae. Gene Ontology annotation, biological process: ribosomal subunit export from nucleus. Gene Ontology annotation, cellular component: cytosol. The transcript is spliced from 10 exons. The record is from RefSeq and is a predicted model, not a curated record. Bases 123 to 2051 code for a protein of 642 amino acids.